Polychytrium aggregatum is the source of this 1781-nucleotide messenger RNA. RefSeq lists its product as uncharacterized. The coding region runs from base 1 to 1665 and encodes 554 amino acids. The record is from RefSeq and is a predicted model, not a curated record. The transcript is spliced from 2 exons. Lineage: Eukaryota; Fungi; Chytridiomycota; Chytridiomycetes; Polychytriales.
AUGCGUCCAUACUACUCUCUUGCCGACAACUCAUUCGCCAACCCACUCCCCGAUUCAUCCAUCGCCGAUCUUCCAAAUCGGAUGCCUCCCAAGAAGAAGAAGGCGGGCAAGUCCAGCAAGCAUGCGCCCGCAGACGCUCCACCGAGCACAGCCGCGGUCGAGUCGCAGGAGAUUCAGCAGGCCAGAGAGGCCUUUACCCGACAUGCCGAACAGGUCCGCCGGGUGUUGGCCGAAGAGAAGGAGAAUGAAAACGUGGUCCUGAGGGUUCAACAGGUUGACUGGGACUACCUCGGGCUGCUGAUCCACCUGCCCAAGAACGCAACGAUUUACCGCCUGCAGUGCGAGAUUGCAAGGCAUGCCCAUGACGGCGCCGUCCAUCCGGGCGACAUUAUCAUCUACCGUAUGGCCCCGGGGCGCUUGACUGGGACCGCCGAGGACGAGGCUUCUCGCUGUGGGAAGCAGGGCGACGAAACCGCCCACACAGUGAGCCCUUCACAGGCACAGACCCCUGGCUCGGCCCAGACCGGUGCUGCUUCGGCUGCUCCAGCGAGCGACGAUAGACCAGCGACCCAAGAUGGCAUCGCUGAACGAGGAGCGCCUCUGGCUGAGACCGAAAAGUCGGCCAUCAAGAGCCGCAGCAGCAAGCGGGAAAGCAUAGUCUGCAGCAACGUCUUCGCCCCGCUCGCGGACUACUUUCCCGAAAUCAAGCGCUUCAGGAUCCCCAAGGACGAGACUCCGAAAGCAUCCUCCCUGGCACUCGACCACGCCGGUACAGCGUCAUCGCCAUCACCACCGGCAGCGGUGCCAGGGACCGGCGAGGCCACAGAACCCGAUCCGGCCCCGCCUCCAACCGCCGUCGAAACAGCCCCUGCCGUCCUCAGACCAGGCAGCUCCAACACCGAGAAAACUACUAGCUCGACCCGAGAGACUGCGAAGAAUCAACCGGGCGCCGAUGCUGCCACUCCAUCAAUGCCGCGCAUGCUUCCCCGUCCCCAGAUCUACUUUGGUAGCGAGCGCUACGACUCAAUGUCGACCGGGCCGGGCUCCGCAAGCCGUCCCAACUCCCCCGGCGACAUUGAUCCAGGCCACUUCUCAAAGCUCGCUGGCAUACACGGCCCCGGCAAGAACCCAGCCAAGCACUCUCGAAGCGGUGAAUCUCCAACCCAUCGCUUGCCUUCCUCGGAGCCCGACCAACCCACCAGCAUCCCACCAUACGCCAUCAGCAUCUACUACGACAUCUUACCGUAUAUCCAGACAACAUCCGGGUCGAGUGUUCCUGUCGUCUCGUCUGUCCUUGCUACCUAUUCGGCUACAAGUCUGACGCACUCCUCGGCCGCUCUCUUGUCCUCCGCAGCGAUCCGGAUAGCAAGCUCGAGUAGUGGCGGCAGUAGUCAUCGGCCCAACACCGUCGCUCCCGUCAUCGCUGGGUUCGACCGGCACUCUGCUCUGCUCAUGCGGGACCCCACCGAAUUCAAAGUGGUCGUGCGGGGGCCCGUUGAGACGACGCUGACCAAGAAGUCAAAGGAAGAGCCCGCACCGCCUGGUGCCAUCACAGGCAUCCUCGGUGUGCUUCAAGCGAAGGGCAGGCUGAAGGGCCUGCAGGAGAAGCUGCAGCUUAAAAAGGCUGUCCGAAGUCGUCGACGAUCGGAGAACAGUGCAACCUGAGACUUGGGUCAACAUGGGGCAGUACAGCCGAUACCGCACAAUGCAGCAGUCGGUCUGCCAUAAGCACUUACCAGCCAACGCUGGUACCGGAAGGGGUCAAGAGUCCGGCGGUCUUU